AUGCUGCGAAGCGCCUCUACCCGCACUUUCAAAAGCGCACCCUGCGUGGCGAGCAGCUCCGCUUUCAGAAGGCUUUACACGCGGGCUGCUACCGGACGCGCGAGCUAUGGGCUGGCGGCCGCCUCCGCCACGGUAGCUGCUCUUUGGUAUGUUGCAACGUUGCCAACCGUCCAUAACGAUGCGCCACUUCACAUCCACAAUGAGUUGCCGCCACCGGUCGACGUACCUAGCAAGGGAAGGCUGGAGAGCGAAGACCUCGAUCUGCUUGUCUGGGGAUCCAACAAGUCGCACCUUCUGGACGGCAAGCUUCCCGAAUCAGUCCGCGUGCCGACGGAGUCAGAGUGGUUCAAGAACGUCGCGCUGCGGGACCUGGCUCUCCACGAGAAACACGCGGCGUGCGUCGACGCACGAGGAGACGUGUACGAGUGGGGGGACGGCUUCUUCAGGGACACCACGCCGCCUUCAGGGGUCCAACCUCAGCUCACGCUGAAGGGGAAGAACAUCAAGCAGCUCCAACUCACGCGCUCGCGUACGUUCGCGCUCUCUGAGAACGGCCGCAUAUACGUCCUUGCGUCCUCUCAGACCGACCAGGCCCUUCCUGCUGGCUCCUCCGAGUCCUCGUGGUUGAGUACGCUCUGGGGCGAAAGUCAGCACGUUGACUUUGCUGAGAUAGCACCCUCGGAGAAGCUGAAGCGCGGAGAGCGGUUCGUCCAGAUCUCGGCUGGCACAGACCACCUCCUGGCCGUCACGUCUGAUGGGCGCACCUUCGCGCACCCCAUCACGUUGAACGCUAACGCGUACGGGCAGCUGGGCUUCCGCAAGUGCGACGUCCCGGCGUCCGCGGGCCCCCACGUGCAAAACGCGCAGACUCGGGAGCGCGUCGCCCUUGAGCUGACCCCAAAAUCGAUCGCUGACCCUUACGCGAAGUCGAGUUCCGGCAUCCGCCCCGCAAACUCAGCAAGUAGACUCAGCGCCGCGGUCGUCGGGAAGGAGGCGGCCGAUGCUGGUGUGACUGACGCAAGCAUCAGGUGGUCAGACAAGCUGUUCGAGAUCCCGGCGCUGAAGGGCGUGAAGGUAGACCGUGCGGUGGCUGGAGCAAGGACAAGUUUCGUCAAGACGUCAAACGGCCAGGUGCUCGGCUGGGGCGCUAAUGAAUACGGGCAAAUGGGGCUCGGUGGCAACGUCACUUUGGACACUAUCACCGUACCGACAGAAGUCAUCCUUUGGAGGAAUGCGCCCGCAAGGACCAAGACGACAUGCCGUGACAUUCAUGCAGGAGGUGACCUCACUAUGUUUGAGGUAGAGCGCGUUGACGGCACCAGCAUGCCGUCAGUGGAGAUACUGGCUUGCGGUAACGGGCAGUAUGGGGGUCUUGGUAGCGGGCAGUACAGCAACGCGCAGUCUGCACCGGUCCGUGCGAAGAACGUCAGCGGUCUAUUUGAAUUCAGCGACGCCACGCAAAACUUGCAGGCCAUAGUGCCGGACGCGAUCUCCGUUUCUCCGACUGGGCACGUCCUGCUCACACUGGAUACGAGGAAGCAGGCCGGACCGGGAGGCGGCGGUCGGGACAUGGUCGCCUGGGGGGCGAACUUCGAGUACCAGCUUGGAACGGGGAAACGCGGGAGCCAAGCCGUGCGGGACAUGCAGGGGCGGGUGUGGGGAAGGGGCGUCGAGGUCGAGCAGCGGGCGGUGGCGGGAUGGAACAACUCGGUCGUGUACUGGCGGGUGUGCUAG
This is a messenger RNA of Epithele typhae, 1734 nucleotides long. RefSeq names its product RCC1/BLIP-II. Bases 1 to 1734 code for a protein of 577 amino acids. The transcript has 7 exons. NCBI's taxonomy places the organism in Eukaryota, Fungi, Basidiomycota, Agaricomycetes, Polyporales, Epitheliaceae. Gene Ontology annotation, biological process: mitochondrial respiratory chain complex III assembly. Gene Ontology annotation, cellular component: mitochondrial inner membrane. The record is from RefSeq and is a predicted model, not a curated record.